Spirodela intermedia is the source of this 1008-nucleotide messenger RNA. The record is from the annotation of a GenBank genome assembly. NCBI's taxonomy places the organism in Eukaryota, Viridiplantae, Streptophyta, Magnoliopsida, Alismatales, Araceae.
AUGGCGCGCCACCCGGUAGCAGAGGCCGACGAGAAGAGUCCCUUCGGCGCGCUGACGCCGGAGGAGUUCUACGCGAGGCAUGGGGUUACCCACUCGAGCUCCAUGUACCAGAAUCCCCGCGGCCUGAACAUUUUCAACCAGUCCUGGACCCCCGUCGGCCGCGAUCCCGUCGGCAUCCUCUGCGUCAUCCAUGGGUUCACCGGAGAAUCCAACUGGCUCAUCCUGCUCACCUCCGUCUUCUUCGCCGAACACGGCGGCUUCGCCGUCUGCGCCCUCGACCACCAGGGCCACGGCUUCUCCGAUGGUCUCCCAGCCCACGUUCCGGACAUAAAUCCUGUCGUCGACGACUGUCUGGCGGUUUUCGACGCCUUCCGCGCGCGUUUCCCCGCGUCCCUUCCCUGUUUCCUCUACGCCGAGUCCCUCGGCGGGGCCAUCGCCAUCCUCAUCCACCUCCGCAGCAAAUUGGGAGGCGAGGGACCGGCCAGGCGCUGGGACGGAGCUAUCCUCAACGGCGCCAUGUGCGCCGUCAGCGACAAGUUCAAGCCGCCGUGGCCGCUGGAGAACCUGCUCUGGCUCGCCGCUAGGCUGUUGCCGACAUGGCAGGUUGUUCCCACGCGGGGCACCAUCCCGGGGGUCUCGUUCAAGGUCGAGUGGAAGCGGAAGCUAGCGAUCGCCAGCCCGCGGCGCCCGAUGGGCCGGCCGAGGGCCGCGACGGCGCUGGAGCUGCUUCGCGUGUGCCGGGAGCUCCAGAGGCGUUUCGAGGAGGUAACCCUGCCGCUGCUUAUUUCGCACGGCUCCGAGGACAGGGUCUGCGAUCCCGCCGGCGUCGAGGAGCUGUACCGCCGCGCGAGCAGUCAGGACAAGACUCUCCGCAUGCACAGCGGCAUGUGGCACCAGCUUAUCGGCGAGCCGGAGGAGAACGUUGAGCUAGUGUUCGGAGAAAUGCUGGACUGGCUGCGAACCCGUGUGGAGGGGGCGAGUUCGGUCGAAGCCAGCGCCAACCAUUGA